AUGAAUACCGACUCCGAAGCGGGUGCCGCUGAGUACACAGGAGCUCUCUGGCUGAAUAUUAAGUUCGUUCCCUCUGAUAGUGACUUAUCGGAUAGAGAUCUCCUCGAUAAGAUUAUUACCUCGAUUCAAAGUCGACAGCUAACUAUCUCCUGUCAUUCUCUCGCCGCGUAUGCAUCCCUCUUUUUUUCCAUCAAGAUUAACGGGCCAUUCCACGGCGUGGACGAUAUUUAUAAAGAAGCCUCUAGUAAUGUUGAGGCUUGGCUACAAACAGUUGAUCUGAUGGGACUUCCAUUUUCACGCUGGGAGAUAUUCAAACUUUGA
This is a messenger RNA of Penicillium cosmopolitanum, 321 nucleotides long. RefSeq lists its product as uncharacterized. The record is from RefSeq and is a predicted model, not a curated record. Bases 1 to 321 code for a protein of 106 amino acids. The transcript has a single exon. Lineage: Eukaryota; Fungi; Ascomycota; Eurotiomycetes; Eurotiales; Aspergillaceae.